Molecule: messenger RNA, 1320 nt
Organism: Magnolia sinica
Lineage: Eukaryota; Viridiplantae; Streptophyta; Magnoliopsida; Magnoliales; Magnoliaceae
Exons: 1
Coding region: 81-1031 (316 amino acids)
Source: RefSeq, a predicted model, not a curated record
UCCACCUCAUAAUCCAAACUCCAAAACACCCUCUUCUUUCCCUCCAACACAAGACCGUCCCAGCCAUCCAAAAAAAAAAAAUGGGCACCUUGGUGGGCCAUGUAGCUCCUGGCUUUGGGUUCCUCCUCUUAGGCCUAUGGCACCUCUUCAACCACAUCAAGCUUCACUCCCUCAGCCCAAACACCUACACAUCCCCCCCCUGGUUCCCAGCCCACAUCCUAAGGCACCUUGAGCUCAUCUUGAUCAUGGUGGGGUCCACCAUGUCCAUAGCCAUGGAACUAUUCAUCGGCCCCGAUCGCCACCAGCCGCUCGACCCCGAUUGGACCAUCCCAUCGAACCACCUACAGAAUUUUGAGCACUCCUUGAUAUCCUUCUCUUUCUUCAUCUAUGCCCUCUUCGCCAUCGUCCUUGAUUAUAUAAGGCCCCCAGCAGGCUAUGGGCUGGCCCAAUUGAGCGCUGCGAUAGCCUUCGGCCAACAAUUAUUCAUGUUCCACCUCCAUUCAGCCGAUCAUAUGGGCGUCGAAGGCCAAUACCACUUCCUCCUCCAAAUUGUCGUCCUUACCUCUUUUGCCACAACACUUAUGGGGAUUGCCCGACCAAGGAGCUUCUUAAUUAGCUUCGUUCGAUCGCUUAGUAUAACUUUCCAAGGUUUGUGGUUCAUAAUCAUGGGCUAUGCUCUAUGGACCCCAGGCUUCGUGGCAAAAGGAUGUUGGAUGAACUCCGAAGUAGGGCACCUUGUGGUGAGGUGUGAAGGUGAAAAAUCACUCCAUCGAGCGAAAUCGCUCGUUAACAUCCAAUUUAGCUUUUCUUUAGCUUGUAUGACCAUUUUCGCGAUGGUGGUAUACUUAAUUUUGCUCAGGCUAUAUAAAGAGCGGUCAGAGUACAUGUGUCUCGAUAGAAGAGAAGAUGAAUACAUAGACAAAAGCAGGAAUGACGAUGACGACGAAGACCAGAAAGAGAAGAUGCUUGAGGAAUCGAAGAGCUUCAUCCACAUGGGGAAAGGGUUUACAGCCUUAGAGAUGGAGAGGUAGAAAGGUCUGGGAUUAGGUAUGUGUCAUCUUGUUUAGGUGGGAAUCCACCUUGAUUAUGUCCUUAGAAAAAUAUGGGGUCCCUGACCUUUUUUGAAUUCAAUAAAGGGAAUGGGAAAAACCCUAAGAAAUGGAGGUUUGUGCUUAAAAAAAGUGCAUGGUGUGUGGUUUGGAUUGGUGGCUUGUAGCUGCCCUUUUUUCUGUUUGGAUGUAUAGAAAAAGUGUAAGAAAGCUGAAUUAGGCUGUCUUGAUACUGUUAAAUUGUAGAGAUUGGAAUUGAUUGUGUUUCUAA